Molecule: messenger RNA, 2109 nt
Organism: Ascoidea rubescens DSM 1968
Lineage: Eukaryota; Fungi; Ascomycota; Saccharomycetes; Ascoideales; Ascoideaceae
Exons: 1
Coding region: 166-2046 (626 amino acids)
Molecular function (GO): protein binding
Source: RefSeq, a predicted model, not a curated record
UAUUUCUUUUUUCCUUUUUUUAUCAUAUAUUAAUAAACAAUUUCUUUAAACACUUGCUUUUACUGUCUUCAUUAUCUGCUUUCCAUUGUCUUUUUGCUCCUGCACUUUUUUUUUUUCUUUUACUCUCUGUUAGUUUUCGUUAUCUCUCGCAUUUUUCUGUUUAUCAUGACUUCAAGUCAAUAUCCCCCAUCUUCUCCCAUUGCUGAUUACUUUCCUGAUGAUAAUGAUAGCGACAGUCAGAUUACCGACAGUGAUCAACACGAUAUACAAACCGACGAUGACGAGAUUAUGAUAUCAAAAGCUUUGUAUCAUACUCCUAAAAAAAGAAGAUAUUCACAUUUACCAAUAAAAAAUUCAUCACAACACAGUGCUAGCAGUUCCAGUUUAAACAAUGAAAAGAUUGCAGGUUUCAAUUUGCCUACUCCUGAUCCUUCAAGCGAGAUUUUUUCAUCUCAUUUAAAAUUCAAUUUAGAUGAAAAACAAGAAAAAGUGCAAAUUAUUAUCAAUAGCACUGAUACCAUGAGCGACAGUCUUAGUGAUAACAAUCAAAAUACUGCUGAUAUUAAUAAUAUAACUCCUAUCGCUAAUCAAUUCACUGCUCAAGUCAGUGAUAAAAUCAAUUAUGAGAGUCCAAUUAGAGCCACUAAUAAACCCCGUUUAAUUAGCAAAUCUCAGACUCCUGAUAACAAUAAUAGAAGUAGUAGCUGCGAACGUGAUGAGAAGGACAGUUAUUAUAAUUGCAAUUAUAAUCACAACAAUAACGAUAAUGACAAUGAUAACGAUAGUGAAAUGAAUAAUGAUUAUAUCACCAAUAUUAAUAUAAAUCACACGACCAAUUCUUAUUCUAUUGGAAAACAAACAUCUAAUGACAUUAUAAUAAAUAAUGGCAAUAAAUAUGUCUCAAGAAACCAUCUUUUAAUUCAUUACAAUUCAUUAAAUAAUUCCAUAAUAAUUGAUUGUCUAAGUUUGAAUGGUGUGUCAAUAAUAUUACCUUAUCAUGUUAAACUAAUUUAUAAUGACCAUCAUGGUAACAAUGAUAAAAAUCUAUACGAAUUUUAUGAAUUGAACAACGAUAAAUUUUCUAAAAAUGUUAAUGUUAAAAAUAUUAAUAUUAAAAAUAUUAAAAAUAUUAAAAUUGAUAAAAAAAGUGAUUACAAGAGUUUAGUUAAACAAGGCUUGACAGAUUUUAAUAGAAUUGCUACCAUGAUUAAAUCAAGUAUUAUAUUUAUUAUAAAAGGUGAAAGAGUUAAUAUUCCCUGCAUAAAUAAUAUUUUAUUAGACAUCCGAGGAGAAUUGGUUAAUAUAAAUUGCAAUAAUUACAAACCAAAUAAACCAAGAAUAAUUAAUUUGUAUAAGACUGGUUAUCUGGAUUAUAUUACAAAGACAGUCAAUAAUUCCCUAAAAGAUGAAGAUUCAAGCGAUUUAAAUCUGAUGGAUAAAACCGACAUCAUAAACCAAAUAAUUACAUUAAAUAAAAGAGACCAAUAUUAUGAAAAUGCUAUGGCUAGAAAGAGAUUUCUUUCAAAUUCCAAUUUCCAUAAGAAUUUCAAAAAUUUUCAAAAUGAUAACGAUGAUAAUAACGAUGAUAGCGAUAAAGAAAACAUCAAUAACGACGAAGAAAACAGUCUUAAUAUGGUUUUACAACAGGAGCUUCAUGAAAUUGAUAAAAAGCUAAAACUAAUAACAUUGGAAAAUAUUUUGAUAAACCAUUUAGCGUAUACAAGAUUAGCAUCAACUCCUAUAGCAUUUUUGCAAAAAAAUGUGAGCCAUUUGAUCAGCAAAUUGGACAAGGUGCUAUUAAGAAAGAUCUUGAAUAAAAUAAGGUGUAUUGGUGUUAUUUAUCGAGAGGGAAAGGACGCAGCAGGGCAAAGUUUAGAUGAGGAGUACUAUUAUGAUGUGGAAAAGGACCCAGACCAAGACAGAAAAAGCUUGAUAAAGUCAAUUAAAGGUGGGAACUCAUUGCGAAGCUGCAGAAGAAGCCACAAGCAGUACUUCUGGAAGAAGCCUCCUCCACUACAUUCCAAACGAUGGGAGGCAGAUUCGUAACAUGUAUAGAUUUAUAUAAAACAGCAAAAUAAUACAAUAGUAUAAUAAGCUACAGUUCUAAAC